AUUUUUUUGGCCGCCUCAUCUCCCCCACCAUCUUUUCUUUUGGUGCUAACUCUACAACUUCCUCCCUCUCUCUCUCUCUCUCUCUCUCUCUCUCUCUCUCUAUUCAUCCGACUCCUUUCGGCACACCCUUCCCCUCCGUUGCCGUUGGCUUCUAGUCUGACGUCGACAGGGAGGCAAGAAGGAGGCGCAGCAGCGAGCGGAGGGUACCAAACAUCACGCUUUCCUUCCUCAGAAUCCCAUAAGAAGGAGAGGGAAAACUCUGCACGAUGGCGUCGUCAUCGCCCCAGGUCCCGGUCUCCUCGGCCACGGCGUCCGCUUCGCCAUCCUCCACCAGCUCGCCGUGCGCUGCCUGCAAAUUCCUCCGCCGCAAGUGCCAGCCCGACUGCGUCUUCGCCCCUUACUUCCCGCCGGACCAGCCGCAGAAGUUCGUGCACGUCCACCGCGUCUUCGGUGCCAGCAACGUCACCAAGCUUCUCAACGAGCUGCACCCCUACCAGCGGGAGGACGCCGUCAACUCGCUCGCCUACGAGGCCGACAUGCGUCUCCGUGACCCCGUCUACGGUUGCGUCGGCGUCAUCUCCAUCCUCCAGCACCAGCUGCGGCAGCUCCAGAUGGACCUUUCCUGCGCCAAGUCGGAGCUCUCCAAGUACCAGUCAGCCGCCGCCGUCGCCGCUGCCGCCGCUGCCGGAACUCCCGGCACCAGCUUCGGUGCCACCUCCCCUGUCACCGCCGCCACCGGGCAUGGGUUCAUCAACGUCAACCAUCCGAUUGGAAUGACGGGGUUCGUGUACGGGCGGGAUCAAUUCUUCCCGGCUGCGGCAAGGGAUCCUACCCACAACCUCCACAUGAUGCUGAGGAAUUACGACGCAGAUCUGGCAACGAGGUUGGCUUCCAACGGUGCUUAUGAUGCAGAUCUGGCGGCGGCGAUGAAUGCGACAUCAGCCGCAGCUUUAGGACUGUUUGGCGGGCAGUUCUCGAAGCCGAGUGCGGCCGGCGGGGAUGAGCGCCCAGGCAUCGGUCCUUUGUAGAGAUCUUAGCAGUGUUUGCCGUGAAGUCCAAAAAGAUGGAGCACAAAACGAUCUGUCUUUUUGUGUAAGAACUUGGAACUCUACUGUCAACCAAAGCUAUAAGUAACAUCUAGAGGAACCAUGGAAUUGAUUUGGGCAGGAUGUAAGAGGUGUCAUGAAUAUAAUGCAUGGUUUUAGUCUUCUCAACAUUUUUGUGCAUGGAACCUUCCGAGUAAAGUCGGUAGUAUAUUUUGACAUCAGAUAGUUUCUUUUA
This is a messenger RNA of Musa acuminata AAA Group (dessert banana), 1281 nucleotides long. Its product is annotated as protein ASYMMETRIC LEAVES 2-like. The transcript is spliced from 3 exons. NCBI's taxonomy places the organism in Eukaryota, Viridiplantae, Streptophyta, Magnoliopsida, Zingiberales, Musaceae. The coding region runs from base 267 to 1028 and encodes 253 amino acids. The record is from RefSeq and is a predicted model, not a curated record.